AUGAGCGGAGGCAUGCGCCGUAGGGGAAACGAGGACCCUGCACCCUUGUUCGUCGACACCUGGCAAACUAAGCCUCUACGCGGAUGUUUCCUCCGUAUCGACGCAAGUCUUCAAGGGACCUCGGGUGUCUUCGAGAGAUAUGUGCUUCUUUUUGUAAAACACACUAUGAGGAUACCGAGCUUUUCCUCGGAGUUUUGUUGA
Messenger RNA from Toxoplasma gondii ME49, 201 nucleotides. RefSeq names its product myosin heavy chain, putative. The transcript has 3 exons. The record is from RefSeq and is a predicted model, not a curated record. Bases 1 to 201 code for a protein of 66 amino acids. Lineage: Eukaryota; Apicomplexa; Conoidasida; Eucoccidiorida; Sarcocystidae.